AUGGUUGGUGUUAGACAAAGGUUUCAAGAUGUGGGAUCAGUCAACAGUAAUCAAAAUGAUAAUUAUGCUGAUAGACCACCUAGAACUCCAUCCCCAGGUACAGUUGAGUACCCUGCAUAUCAAGAGAUGAGGGUUUCACAUUCAACUUCAAGUUUACAAAGAGCUCCAUUUUCAAAUGGAUAUCAUAGAGCAUCAUAUAGAAGCUUAAGUGCAUUGGAUAUAGAACCAAUACCAUCAACAGAAGAACGUGUACCCUCAUAUGAAGAAAUUAUGAAUCAAGAUCAACAAAAUUUGGAAUCAAGAAGGAACUCUCACGAUGAACAACCAUUAUCAGAACAACGUACAAGUAUUUCAAAUGAAAGACGAAGUUUAAAAAUUUUAGGUUUAAACUUUUUAAAUGCUAAACAACAUUUUGCGUUAGCUAUAUGUCGUGAUUCAGUGCUAAUACCAUCAUUAUAUAAUGCUUUUAAAUGUUUUAAAAAUUGUUAUCAUUCAACUAAAGCACUUACAGAAGGUUAUGAAAGUCAAGCAUUAUCCAUAUUAAAAAGACCUUCAUCAUCAGAGGAAUUCAUUGCAGGUAUAUGGUGUGUUGUUGCAGCUUAUUUAUCUUUUGCAGUAAUUGAUGGAUUAAUGGUUAGAUGGAUUGUUACUUAUCAAACAGGUGCAGCUAUUUUAAGAGUAUUAGCUUUAUCAAUGUUAUUAAUAACUAUGGAACAAGCUACAUUAGCAAUUUUAAGUCCCGAUGGGUUUUAUUUAUUACAUACAUGGGUCUUAAUUUCAUGUAUAUUGACAGGUGCUUAUAUCAUUCAAAAUUUUGUUACAAGUAAUUUAGAUUUAAAAAAUGGUAAUAAACCAAGAAGUGUUGAUUAUUAUAACAUCACAGUGUUUGCAGUGGUACCCAUUGGAAUUGCAAGUUUUAUAUCAAUGAUUGCAUUAUUAAGAAUAUUAUUGAUUUUAAGAUUAGAUUUGGAGAGGGAGAAGUAUGGACUUCGAUUUUGA
Messenger RNA from Hansenula ciferrii, 999 nucleotides. It is a transcript of the gene EOS1, whose product is annotated as Eos1p. NCBI's taxonomy places the organism in Eukaryota, Fungi, Ascomycota, Saccharomycetes, Phaffomycetales, Wickerhamomycetaceae. Gene Ontology annotation, biological process: cellular response to oxidative stress; protein N-linked glycosylation. The record is from RefSeq and is a predicted model, not a curated record. The transcript has a single exon. The coding region runs from base 1 to 999 and encodes 332 amino acids. Gene Ontology annotation, cellular component: endoplasmic reticulum membrane.